This is a messenger RNA of Corticium candelabrum, 939 nucleotides long. RefSeq lists its product as uncharacterized. NCBI's taxonomy places the organism in Eukaryota, Metazoa, Porifera, Homoscleromorpha, Homosclerophorida, Plakinidae. The record is from RefSeq and is a predicted model, not a curated record. The transcript is spliced from 5 exons. Bases 310 to 792 code for a protein of 160 amino acids.
UGAAGCCUCGCUACACUCGGCAACUAGACUUCUACGCAUGUGUUAAAGCAAUGGAAAGCAGAAACAACUUUAGAGUCACAAACAAAGUGUAGUCUGUAGACAACUUUACCUUAUCAGGCGUGGAUAUUCCUCAAUUAGACUGUUGGUGUUUUCUGGUUAUUACAUCGUUUUCACUUUACUUUAUUAUUAUCGCAGAACGUUGGCGCUGUUGUUACAGCCGUCGACUACUGUACAAAUCUGGUAGCUUUGUGCAACGAACGAUGCAAGGAGAAAGGUCUUUCUGACAAGAUUACGUUUCUAGCAAGGGACAUGAGAAACGUGCAAUUUGAGUCUGAACGGUUUGACGCAAUUUCUUUUUUGGGUAGUCUCAUUCAUCUAAAUCGUGGAGACCAUCUUUCCAUCUUCAUAAACGUCAGGAAUUGGUUGAAGCCUGGUGGUCGAGUGAUAGCCCAUGACUUCGUAACAUGUGAUUGUCCCGCAUCAUCAACACAAGAAUUCAAAGACUAUCAGACAAGACUGCAUUUUAAUGACGUCACGGUCGCUGAGUACGAAGAGAUAUUUGCAACGGCUGGACUCCGAUUGCUCGAAUAUCAACCAAGAAGAGAAUUCUACAUUCAAGACACUACUAAAAGACAAACCAAAGCGAAAGAAAACUGGAACGAAAUACUGAAGGUUGUGUCUAAGGAGACUCUGGAGCAUUGUUACAAAUUCUUUGCAGAAAAGCGUAAAUGGGCCGAGGAAGGUGCUCUGUUCCCAUGUAUCUUUCUAGCUGAAAGGCCUCGUGAUAUGUAGACCGAUUGAACACGUUUCCUGUGAUGGCAUCUAUGACCACGGUUGUUUCGCGCAUGCUACUUUGCGCUGGCUUAGUUUACGCAUUCUCAGUUCAGGUAUUAAAGUUAUGUGUGAAGUUGCGUCCGUGGUGUCGACGCCAUAGAUUGU